Messenger RNA from Sorex fumeus (smoky shrew), 1294 nucleotides. RefSeq names its product myosin binding protein H like (gene MYBPHL). Gene Ontology annotation, molecular function: protein binding. The record is from RefSeq and is a predicted model, not a curated record. The coding region runs from base 38 to 1294 and encodes 418 amino acids. NCBI's taxonomy places the organism in Eukaryota, Metazoa, Chordata, Mammalia, Eulipotyphla, Soricidae. The transcript has 9 exons.
AGAUCCGCCCCUGAGCCCAGUCUCGGGGUGGCCCAGCAUGGAGGCAGCCGCAGCUCCCGAGUUGACCUCAGGAGUCGCCCCAAAGGUGCAGGAAGCUGGUGCUGCGGACACCGCAGGACCCCAAGCUGGACAGGGCGCCGGCAGCCCCCGUCUGCGGCCUGCACCCCUUGUGGAAGAGCCCCCCAAAAUCUGGCUCCCUCGGUUCCUGAAGCAGACCUACAUCCGGAAGGUGGGGGACACAGUGAACCUGCUCAUCCCGUUCCAGGGCAGACCCAAACCUCGAGCCACCUGGACGCACGAUGGCCGUGCCUUGGACACCAGCCGCGUGAGCGUGCGGGACGGGGAGCACGACUCUGUCCUCUUCGUGCGUGAGGCCCAGCGGGCGGACUCGGGCCGCUACCAGCUGAGCCUGCAGUUAGGCGGGCUGGAGGACACGGCCACCAUCGACAUCCUGGUCGUGGAGAGGCCGGGACCUCCUCAGAGUAUCAAGUUGGUGGAUGUCUGGGGCUCCAGCGCAACCCUGGAGUGGACCCCUCCCCAAGACACAGGCAAUACUGUCCUCCUGGGGUACACGGUGCAGAAGGCUGACAGGAAAUCUGGGCUCUGGUUCACGGUGCUUGAGGGCUACCACCGCACCAGCUGCGUCAUCUCCAAUCUCAUCGUGGGCAACUCCUACACCUUCCGGGUCUUCGCGGAGAAUCUGUGUGGGCUCAGCGAGACGGCCGCCGUCACGGCCGAUGUAGCCCAUGUGCAGAAGGCAGUGGCUGUGUACAAGACAGAAGGGUUUGCGCUGAGGGAGUUCUGGGAAGCGCCAAGGUUCACGCAGCCCCUGACCGACUGCACCCCUGUCCCUGGCUACAACACCCAGCUCUUCUGCUGUGUCCGUGCCUCCCCCAAGCCCAAGAUCAUCUGGCUGAAGAACAAGAUGGAGAUCCAGGACAACCCCAAAUACAGAGCCCUCACACAGCUGGGGAUCUGCUCCCUGGAGAUCCGCAAGCCCGGCCCCUUCGACGGGGGCAUCUACACCUGCAAGGCCAUCAACGCCCUGGGGGAGGCGUCCGUGGAGUGUCGGGUGGACAUGCAGAACUUCCGGCUGGUGCAGCCGCCGCUCCGCCCCGAGGGGCGGGGAAUGCAGGGAUUCGCCUAUCAGAACUUCCGGCUGGUGCAGCCGCCGCUCCGCCCCGAGGGGCGGGGAAUGCAGGAAUUCGCCUAUCAGUGUGCGCCUGCGGUAGCGAUGGGCGGGGCCUGGGAGAUUCGAAAGGAGCCCCGCCCCCCAAGCCGCGUCCCGGACUGA